AUGCUCUCUUUCACAGUCGCUGAAUACUUGGCUAAUUCAAUUGUUCCAUUAGAACCCUUCGAGUUGAGAAGCUAUACACUUCUUGUUGGAACCAUUGAUCACUCGCAAAUUAUUCCAAGUUUGCCUGAUUUUUUCAAUGAGACUCAAAAGAAACUUCUCUCCGACCCAAAAGUUGUCGAAAUUUUGAGAAGUAUGGAUGGUGAUACAAUUGUCACACUUUUUGAUUCUCUUCCGAGUGAAAAUAAUGAACUCGUAUGCUUUCCUGAUCGAUAUUCGGGAACUAAAAAUGUCAUUAUUGUUCCCGAUUUUUGGAUUUUGAGAAAUCGAAAAACUUGUUUGAUUUGUAGAGGAUCUCGAAAACGAGCUCAGAACAGCCGAAAUGGCAGUGAUCGAGUAAGUUUGAUAUUCAGAAGUCAGUACAAAAUCUAUUUUCUCAAUUAGCAAUCCGACGGGCCAGCAGACAGUGCCGAUUUCACACUUUUGUCUGAAGCCGAAGAACAGGACGAAGAUUCACGUUGUGAAUGUUCACGAUUGUCCGAUGAACCUGACCAACUUCCAGAGCCUGUUUUUGACAUUGAAGGACAUCAUCGAAGAAUCAAUGCUGAACGAAGAAGACGCAGAUUAUUGAACGAACACAGACCACCAAUCUCACGUCAGGUGAAUCAUUUUCUAUUUGAUUAACAGAAGCUUCAUUUUAAUAUUUCCAGCGAGCUGAAACGCCAGAAACUCCGGAAGGAUUGGAACAAGAAACUGAAUAUCUUCCAAGAGAAACAUUGAAACAAAUCAAACGAGAACUUGUGAGCCAAAACUUGUAUUUCGAAGCAAUUUAUCGCUGGCAAAAAACACCAGAAGAAUUGGAUGUAAGCGAGAUGAAACUGUGAUUUUGAAAAAAACAUUGAACUUUCAGGAAUUUGGUCAUGUCAGCAUUCAUCUUCGAAAAACUCUUACCAAAGUUUUUCAAGACGCAUUCAACACUAUUCCUGAUUAUGACGAAGGGUUCUACAUUGUUGAAGUGUUGAUUCCAUCGUAAGUUAACACAACUUUCUAAUAUUAAGAACAUUAAAACAAUAAAGUGUUUGUUUUUCAGAUACAACAAAUCAAAUCGUAAAUGUCAAAUCAACGUUCCAGUCAAGAUUAUCAAAGAGCAACAAGCUUAG
This is a messenger RNA of Caenorhabditis angaria, 1157 nucleotides long. NCBI's taxonomy places the organism in Eukaryota, Metazoa, Nematoda, Chromadorea, Rhabditida, Rhabditidae. The record is from the annotation of a GenBank genome assembly.